CUGAAACUGACUUAGAAAACCUCCGAUUUCCGCCAUUGUUUCAUGUGCAAGAAAAAUUCCACGAAACUGAGAUAGAAAACCUCCGAUUUCCGCCGCAGCUCUUCCUGCCCACAGCGAAGUACAGAGUAAGAUUUGAUUAGCGAAGAUGAAGGGGUACGGACACGUUUGGACGAGGAAGAUUAGUAAAUCUGCAAGACUGGAUAGCUACACGCCACUCUGGGAAGCUGAAAUCGACAAAGAAAACCUCCGAUUUCCGGCGGUGUUUCAUUUUCAAAAUAGUGAAAGUCCUCCGCGUGAAUUUCCGACGGCGGAGGAAGACGGGGACUUCUCAGUCUCAAGAAAGAAACACCCAGUGACCGCUUACCUUGAAGCGGAAGUAGUCAAAGAAGAGAAAAGAAUGUGUAAAAGAAGCAGUGAAGAACAUGCUCCCCAUAUUGAAGAAGACAGAGUUCGUUGCGUACCUGAGAAUAAGAAGGAAGGGACGGAGAAAGUGAGGCCAAUGUUAACCUUCUGGACUUUGAAACAAGAAGAGGAGGAAAUGAGAGGAGGAAACCUAGCAGAUGACAAGGGAAUGGGUACGGCCAUCCAGGCCAUUACACUUGUUCUUACCAAGCUGGAAAUACAUCAAUCGACCAGGUCAUCCUCGGUGUUGCCGGAAACAAAAUAUACCCUAGUUAUUUGCACUGAGGUUGCUAUUAUUAAGCAAUGGAAAAGUGGAAGAGAGCGGAUCACACCCAAAAGCGUUAGCGAUGAAGGUGAAAAUCUUCGUCGUGAAUCUCCGACGGCGGAGGAAGACCUGGAGUUCUCUGGUGUGGCCAUUGGUGUGCAAUACAGUGGAUACACCGACAAUCACCUAUUUUUUACAAUUCCUCAUCUCCAAAAGGAACUGGAAUGGGCAUGGGAAUGGCUUACCGAGCUUCCAAUCUGUGAAUGCAUCCUAGUGGUUAUUUGCCCUGCGAUGGACUUUUUUGCCCUUCCCACAAAUUCCACCCCUGUCUGGGCUUUGAAACAACCGAGUUCCGAACCGGAGGAUGCUGACGAAGUUGCUGAUCAACUGGCAGAUGGGCUGGAACCGCCAGAGGCUGAAAUAACAGAUGGGCCCGAACAAAAUGACGUAGAGGCCCAAAAGCUUCAAAAUCUGGCUCACCAACCUGCUGGGCCUUCUGAGCAGAGACCGGAAGAGGAGGGGGAAGAAGACCAAGAGACUGUCCAGGUCACGGUGAAUACUUACUGGAGUCAGACAUAUAUCUACCAAGUGAGCCCUAACCUCACUAUGGAAAGCUUAAUGGAUAAAAUUCGUGAAGUAAAAAAUGUGAGGAAAGAAUGGUGUUAUUUCAUUCGUCCUGGUUUCGAUGAUAUUAUUGCUGAAGACGAAGUGGUGGGCUUCUAUGCCUUCGAUAGGAAGGCCAGUUUUAUACUAAAGGUUAGAGCGAGACCCGGUUCUAUAAUGUCCCAACAAGUAAUGCACCACUGACGAUGAAAUUGGAUUGACCUCUACAAUGUAAUACACUAAAUCUGAUAUUCAGUAUAUUCGGACGAUAAAAUUGGAUUGAAUUCUACAAUUUCCAGAUCAAUGCAUAUCGGUCAUUUUUGCCUCUUGCUUUUCAAAAAAAAA
This is a messenger RNA of Macadamia integrifolia, 1615 nucleotides long. RefSeq lists its product as uncharacterized. The coding region runs from base 146 to 1474 and encodes 442 amino acids. Lineage: Eukaryota; Viridiplantae; Streptophyta; Magnoliopsida; Proteales; Proteaceae. The record is from RefSeq and is a predicted model, not a curated record. The transcript has 4 exons.